ACAGCAGUUGAAUUAACACAUUAGUAACUUAACAUCAUCAUUAUCUUAACUACAAAAUGUCGCGUACAAAUGUACUUGCUAUUGAUUGCGAAAUGGUUGGAAGUCAUAACAAAAGCAUAUUAGCUCGUGUAUCAAUUGUGAACCAGCAUGGAAGUCUUAUUCUUGACGAAUAUGUUAGACCCACUUCAGUAGUCGACGAUUAUAGGACCUUUGUAUGUGGCAUCAAAAAGAGUGAUUUGGAGAAUGGCAAAGACUUUUCGUUUGUCAAAAACAAAGUGGCCAAUCUUAUACAGGGAUGUAUUUUAGUUGGGCAUUCAUUGCAUUUCGAUCUCGAAGUCUUGGGAUUGUCUCAUCCGGAGAGCAGGCGAAGAGAUUUGGCGAAAUACGAUCGUCUAAUGAGAAACGGCCAACCUGUGGCUCUUUGGAAGCUAGCCAAAAUAUAUUUAGGAAGAAAUGUGCAAGAAGACAAACACGAUUCUGUGGAAGAUGCAAAAGCUUGCAUGGAUAUCUAUCUUAAACUGGCCUAUGAAUGGGAACAACACUUAAAAUGUUAGAUUUUUAAGCCACCGAUCGUUUUCUGUUGCAAUAAUAAUAAUUAGCAACCAAUACAUUAUUUAUUUUUGUUACAAUUAAAGAUUUUUUAUCACUAAAGAUCAAUAAAUAUUGGCAUUUCAUUCAUAAAUUAUUUUU
Messenger RNA from Nymphalis io (European peacock), 690 nucleotides. RefSeq names its product RNA exonuclease 4-like. The record is from RefSeq and is a predicted model, not a curated record. Gene Ontology annotation, biological process: rRNA processing. Gene Ontology annotation, molecular function: 3'-5' exonuclease activity; nucleic acid binding. The coding region runs from base 57 to 554 and encodes 165 amino acids. NCBI's taxonomy places the organism in Eukaryota, Metazoa, Arthropoda, Insecta, Lepidoptera, Nymphalidae. Gene Ontology annotation, cellular component: nucleus. The transcript has 2 exons.